GGAGCGGGUCGAAUAUGGUAAAAGAGAGCCCGAGCUUCGCGCCUGGGUCUGGAGGAGAUCUUGCGAAAGCCGCCUCGAGCGCGCUCCGCGGCUGCUGGUCCCAGUAUGGUCGAUGAUGCUGGUGCCGCUGAGUCCCAGCGGGGCAAACAGACACCGGCCCACUCCCUGGAGCAGCUGCGUAGGUUACCACUUCCGCUGCCACAGAUUCGCAUCCGGCCCUGGUGGUUUCCGGUGCAGGAACUGAGAGACCCUUUGGUGUUCUACCUAGAGGCAUGGCUGGCGGACGAGCUCUUUGGCCCAGACCGAGCCAUAAUUCCAGAAAUGGAGUGGACGAGCCAGGCCCUGCUGACAGUGGACAUAGUGGACUCAGGGAACCUAGUCGAAAUCACCGUUUUCGGGCGGCCCCGUGUACAGAAUCGGGUGAAGAGCAUGCUCCUGUGCCUGGCAUGGUUUCACCGAGAACAUCGUGCCCGAGCUGAGAAGAUGAAACACCUUGAGAAGAACUUGAAGGCCCAUGCAUCAGACCCCCACUCUCCCCAGGAUCCUGUUGCUUAAGACAACAUAGUUACUGUUGGGAACAUCUUAACUUUCUAACUUUUGCUGCUAAAGUUGAAGAAAAGCAAGUAUAGCAUUCUUAAAUCCCUGUAUUCCUUUUUCCUGUGUCUUGAUGGAAUGUGGUUUAUUUUGUUGCAAGAGUGAGUUUGAACUAUUCUAAUAAAGAAAUGGCUAUUUUGCCAAAAGCAUUAAGAUCUUCACACACUUAUAAUAAAGCAAAUUUAUAAAAGAUUGA
Pan troglodytes (chimpanzee) is the source of this 790-nucleotide messenger RNA. RefSeq names its product oocyte expressed protein (gene OOEP). Gene Ontology annotation, biological process: establishment or maintenance of apical/basal cell polarity; embryonic pattern specification. The transcript is spliced from 3 exons. Gene Ontology annotation, molecular function: RNA binding. NCBI's taxonomy places the organism in Eukaryota, Metazoa, Chordata, Mammalia, Primates, Hominidae. Bases 106 to 555 code for a protein of 149 amino acids. The record is from RefSeq and is a predicted model, not a curated record. Gene Ontology annotation, cellular component: protein-containing complex.